AUGAAGUACAUCCUGGUUACUGGUGGUGUCAUAUCUGGUAUUGGGAAGGGUAUCAUUGCCAGCAGCGUGGGAACAAUCCUUAAGUCCUGCGGCCUUCACGUCACAGCCAUCAAAAUCGAUCCGUAUAUCAAUAUUGAUGCUGGCACCUUUUCCCCGUAUGAACAUGGUGAAGUUUUUGUUCUUGAUGACGGUGGGGAGGUGGAUCUGGACUUGGGGAACUAUGAGCGUUUCCUUGACAUCCGUCUGACCAGAGACAACAACCUCACCACUGGAAAGAUCUACCAGUCGGUCAUCAACAAGGAGAGGAGGGGAGAUUACCUGGGCAAGACUGUACAGGUGGUACCCCACAUCACAGAUGCAAUCCAGGAGUGGGUAAUGAAGCAGGCCAAGAUCCCAGUAGAUGAGGACGAUGUGGAGCCUCAAGUUUGUGUCAUAGAGCUGGGAGGCACAGUAGGGGACAUUGAGAGCAUGCCCUUCAUUGAGGCCUUCAGACAGUUCCAGUUCAAGGUGAAGAGGGAGAACUUCUGUAACAUCCAUGUCAGCCUGGUACCACAGCCCAAUACGACAGGAGAGCAAAAAACCAAACCGACCCAGAACAGUGUCCGAGAGCUCAGAGGGCUGGGCUUGUCGCCAGAUUUGAUUAUGUGCCGCUGUUCGAUGCCACUAGAAACGGCUGUCAAGGAGAAGAUCUCCAUGUUCUGUCAUGUUGAGCCCACACAGGUGAUCUGUGUUCAAGAUGUCUCCUCAGUCUACAAAGUACCCCUUCUGCUGGAGAACCAGGGUGUUGUGAGCUACUUCUGUCAGCGGCUGAACCUGCAUGUCGAAAUGAAGCCCAGGAAGAUGCUCUCAAAGUGGAAGGAGAUGGCUGACAGAUCUGACCGUCUCUUGGAGCAUGUUUCCAUAGCCCUUGUGGGGAAAUACACAAAAUUAGCUGACUCCUACACCUCUGUUAUCAAGGCCCUAGAGCAUUCAGCCCUUGCCGUUAAUCACAAACUAGAGGUUAAGUACAUAGACUCUGCAGACCUGGAACCUACCACUCUGGAAGAGGAGCCAGUGAAAUACCAUGAGGCCUGGCAAAAACUCUGCAGUUCUCAUGGUGUGUUGGUACCAGGAGGUUUUGGUGUGAGAGGGACAGAAGGCAAGAUGCUGGCUAUUAACUGGGCUAGGAAACAGAAUAAGCCAUUCCUGGGGGUUUGUUUAGGCAUGCAGCUGGCAGUGUGCGAGUUUGCCCGCAAUGUUCUCGGAUGGGAAGACGCCAACUCCACAGAAUUUAAUCCAGAAUCCCAAUACCCUGUGGUGAUUGACAUGCCAGAGCACAACCCAGGGCAGAUGGGUGGCACUAUGAGGUUAGGGAAGAGGCGGACCAUUUUCAAAUCCUCCGCCAGUGUACUGAGAAAACUGUACGGAGAUGUGGACUAUGUUGACGAGAGGCACAGACACAGAUUUGAGGUUAACCCUGAGCUGAAACACCACUUUGAAAAAAAGGGUCUUCAGUUUGUCGGCCAGGAUGUGGAAGGAGAAAGAAUGGAGGUCAUUGAAUUGGAGAAUCAUUGUUACUUUGUUGGAGUCCAGUACCAUCCCGAGUUUACCUCAAGGCCCAUCAAACCUUCUCCUCCAUACUUUGGUCUCCUGCUGGCCGCUGCAGGAAAACUCCAAAGCUACCUGGGCAAGGGUUGUCGCCUUUCUCCACGGGACACUUACAGCAGCAGCAGCGGCAGCAGCUCUCCUGAAGCAGACAUCAGCGAGCUGAAGUUCCCCUCAUUGUCCUGAGACUAAAACACACGUAGUUAUUGGGUUUGUGUGUCACUCAUGCAGGUAAAUGCAAGGCCCAGAAGAAAGCAGGUCUGCCCUUAACUGAUGAUGCACAACCAAACUUUAUUGAACUGUUACACUUGGUACAAUGUGUUGUAAAUUCAUAUUCUAAAUAUAUUCUGCCUUCACUGAUUGUAUAAAGGUAAAGGGAUGUCUUGUGGUUAACUGCAUGGGGCUUUACUUUGGCUGCAGUAAGCAAAAGCUAGAAUAAACAUGGGACAAUUGUAUAAAAAAGACAUUGUGGAAUACCUGUACAGAAAACUGACGUUAAAUGAAAAAGAAAACAGAAUAGGGUGAGACAUGGGUGGAAUGGGUAGACAUCAGUCUCUUAAUAUAUAUAGCAUGUGCAAUGUCUUGCAACUUUAAACUCAUGAUCCUUGGGCAAAAUUGUGAAGAGAUGGAUAGUGUGUUUUGCAGUAUUUCGCAGUAAGAUAGAAAACUAAUGACUAGUUCAGAAUAAGCAGACCGGUUUGCAGGAAGCAACAGUGGCAAAUAGUUAGGGUAGGAUUCAGGGUCUGUGCAAUCGGGUUUCUUCUUGGGGCAGUCAUCCUGCAGAUCAAUCCAAUCCAACGGAUAAAAACACUCCUAAGGAACAUGACUUCAUACGGUUGUUUGCAACUUUUUACCUGUGUUGUGACACUUAGACAUAUCAUUGAUACAUGUACCUCUUUAAAAUGUUUGUCUCUUACAAUUUUAUUUUCUGUAUUAGUGUAUUUCUUAUUUAAGGUUUUAAUACCAGCUUCAAAAUACUCAUUUGGGCUUACGGUACCAAAAUGUGAACUACAUGCUAUACUGGUUUUAAAUAAUCUUGCACUGUGUUACAUAGUGUGCAUGCAAAUCCAUACAGCAAGAUUAGAUUGGACCAAAAAGUUGUGCUACCAGUUCAGGUUACAUGACUUUUAUGUGUGAGACCUUCUUCCUGCUGACAUCAACAAACACAGUUUUGAACUCCAUUGCCUUUUACUGCCGUAUCUGACCCGUAACUUCCUAAAAUGAAUUAUGCUGAUGCGCAGUCAUCUGACAAUUCUCCCAACUGAAAUUGACCCUUGAGUCAACAGUAUUAACUGAAAAAGAAACUUGGCAUGAAAAAUUAUCUGGAUCUCAAGUACAGCCAACUGUAGAUGAUAAGCAUCAAGCUUCCAAGUUACAUUUUCACUUCUAGUCUUGUCAAACUGAUUGAUAUUGAAUCAUCACUGGACCAAGAUGGUUAAAGCAUUGCUGCCACUGCCUUAAUUUAUCUCUUGGUGACCCCAAUAUAUGAAAAACAUGCCAUAUUUUUAUAUUUAUGAAGUUCAGAUGCAUGCAUGUUGUGAUAUAUGUUUAUUCUGAAUAAAUAUAUUUUUAUUCCUCUUGACAA
Molecule: messenger RNA, 3169 nt
Organism: Morone saxatilis (striped sea-bass)
Lineage: Eukaryota; Metazoa; Chordata; Actinopteri; Moronidae
Product: CTP synthase 1-like
Exons: 17
Coding region: 1-1770 (589 amino acids)
Biological process (GO): CTP biosynthetic process; pyrimidine nucleobase biosynthetic process
Cellular component (GO): cytoplasm; cytoophidium
Molecular function (GO): identical protein binding; CTP synthase activity
Source: RefSeq, a predicted model, not a curated record